UUCUCUUAUAAAUAGUGUUUUAACUAAAUAUAUACAUAUUUAUAUAUAUAAAAACAUAUAAAUAUAUAUACACACAUAUAUUUAUAUAUAUUUGUAUAUAUGUAUUUGUAUAUAUUAUUGUAUUUGUUUACAUAUUAUGGAUCUUAAUAUCUGUCUUUAUUGUGAAAAACCAUUAAUUGAAGAAAAUAUAUAUUUUUGUUCGUUAACUUGUCAAUCUAACGAAGCCUCUAAACCGAAUUGUAAAAAUAGCAAUAUAACAUACUCACCAUCUUCUCGGCUGCUAUCUAAUCGAUAUAAUCAAUCAACCACUCGAAUAGGGUCUUCCUAUGAAAUAUGUUACUAUCGACGUUCUUCUUCAAGCCUUGCUAUGUGUUAUUAUUCCCAACCGUUGACAUUUUCUACCUCCUCCUCCACUAGUAGUAAUUGUAGUAGUAGCAGUAAUUGUAGUAGCAGCAGUAGUAAUAAUAAUAACAAUGGAUCUUUUUUUUUUAAUAGAUGACAUUAAAAAAGGAACAUGAAUAAUUAUGUAUAGUUUCAUCAUAUUAUAUUCAAAAACCAAAAAACCAAAAAAAAAAAAUUGUACAUAAUACAUUACACCUUUUUAAAGUAUACAUAUACACAUACAUGAAUAAAUCAUUUAAACUUGUAUAAAAAAAAAAAAAGAAAAAC
This is a messenger RNA of Cokeromyces recurvatus, 669 nucleotides long. RefSeq lists its product as uncharacterized. The record is from RefSeq and is a predicted model, not a curated record. NCBI's taxonomy places the organism in Eukaryota, Fungi, Mucoromycota, Mucoromycetes, Mucorales, Mucoraceae. The transcript is spliced from 2 exons. The annotation marks the transcript as partial.